AUGACUACCCCAACUCAGCAACGACCUGACCCUGCAUCCACUCCCGCUCCUCGGCCCACAUCACCUUCUACUCAGUACCAUGCCGCCUUAUCGCCGGGUCGAGCAUCGUCCAUACGGUCUUUCACCACUGCGACAGAGGAUGAAAACUACUACGAUUCGCAAGCCCGCCCUCGAUCUGCAGUUCCCGGCUUGCAGAGUCUGGAAUCAACGCCCAAGGGAGGGAUGGGCAGUCAGAGGGGUCCACCUCCUACUGCAUUUGGGAGUAGCUUCGGAUCACCCAAUACUACUUGGGGAGGUUUCAAUAAUUCCAAUGCGGGUAGUAUGCCCCGACCAUCUAGAGUACCGAGAUUCCUUUCUAGUGGGACGUAUCAACCUCCUCCCAAAGACGGUGGUGGAUCCAUGUCCCGCUCUACAUCUAGAGCUAGACCAAACCUUCAGCAUCGAGAUAGCGCCGGUGUAGUGAAAGAUAAGACUAAGGAGAAUGACGAUGAGGAACAACCUGAAGAUCGAGGUGCGGAAUUGAUCAAGAAAAGACAGAAGGAACGAAGACAAGCAAGAUUGAAAAAACAACAUCUAGAAUUAGAAAGAAGAUUAGCAGCUGAAGCUGAGGGCGUCACACCACUCGCUACACCCGAUUUGAGUGCUCCCACCACCGGGAUACCGGAAGAGAGCUUUUCGGCUCAGCAAAAUAGGGGAACGAUGAGUAGAUCAAUAUCGAGAUCCAGAGCUCCCAGUGCGGAUAGAAGGAGAUACCCUAGCGAAGCUGGUUAUUUCCCCAGGCCUUCUAGUGUAGCUGGUACGGAAACGCCUAGAGAUGGCGGUCUAAGUCCGAGAGACGAGUUCCUGCUUAGACCGCCGUCGAUUCAUUCUAGCCACGCUGAUGAGGAAGAUGAAGAGCUCAUAGCGGCUGAGAGAGCAAGUAUAGUGGAUGAGAUUGUGCAUGAUGUUGUGGAGGAGGAGACCGGAGGAGAGGGACACAGCGAUGAGGAAGAAGAAGAAGAGGGUGAACAUGAUGACGAGGGUGUCACUCUGAGGGAUAGACAAGAUGCACUCAACAUCGAACAUCCCUUCGGUCUGCCUAUCUGGAAACCUGCUCUUUAUCGAAAAUCGCGUUCAGUCACUAGAAAUGCCGAAUCUGCCCUUCACUCCAUCCCGUCCGCCGCAGCCGAGAGACACUUGCUUCCCGGUAAUAUUCUCUGGAUCCUAUUAUUCGGCUGGUGGCUUGCGCUAGCCUGCUUUUUCGUUGCUGUACUAGUGAGCGCCGCGGAAGUGUUGGGUGGUGGUCGAGGUGGAUAUGGUAAGACUUUACGAGGAUUAGCAUGGUAUAUUGGUUGGCCGUUCGGCAAAUACGUAGAGGGUGAAGGUGCUCCUGAGGACGACCAAGAAGACUCCGGGGAUGAUGAAGAAGCCGGUGUACAGAGAGGUAGACCCGAUUACGGUACAUGGACCAGUCGAUCUGCUUCUUCCGUCUCGCCCACACCCAAGCAACGUGUCGCGUCUGAUGGUGCUUCGUCAAGCUUCACCAUCCGAAAUGAGCCUAGUCGAGAUUCUCUCGGUCUUCAUGCUGGUCUACCCGACGAACCGCCAGUGCGACCACCUCCCGCUCCGAGUUCUCCUGCGGCAGCCUCUUCCAAUACCAUCCGAGGUGAUGAGCAGGGCCAUGAUAGACACCCCACCGUCACAUUCUCUCCCAAUGUCAAAGUACGAGAUGAGGCUAAUGAGCGAACGGCUCUUCUCAACAAGCAAUCAUCAAGCACUGGAGGAGGGUCAGGUUUCCGCCGACCUCGAAAUAAGAAAGCUAAAUUCCUUGGUCGAUUGAUUUACUGGCCUGGAUUCUUCCUUGUCGUAGCGCCAAUCAUGGUCUUUGUCUGUAUUUUAUGCUGGUUCUUCGUCAUCACUAUCCCAAUGGCCAAACUCACGUGGGCGUUACUCAGGUUACUGUACUAUCGACCGUUGGAGAUCAACUUCAGAUCUGCACCUAAAGUGGUCGUACCUUUACCUAGCAACAGCACACCUCAUGGAUCACCGGAAUCUGCCGACGGAUCUGGAUCGACUACGCUAAGAGAAGACGGUUCGCCUUCUGGAUAUACGAUGAAGCGGGCUCAUUUGACUGCUGGUCAAGUUGCUCCUACCUCUGGACCGACGUCGACCGUAUUGUUAUGUACCUACCGUGCGAUCGGUUUACAAUAUUACAAGUAUACUGUCGGAGGUGUCAAUAUCAUGUUCAUCAAUUUACUUCCAUUGGUGUUCUUCGUAAUUAUCGAUGGACUAUUCAUCUUACCUUUUGUGGAGAAGCAAGAACAUCAUGGACAACCGAUCUCGCCAUUCUUGAAACUCAUAACUGCCCAAGCAUUGAUAUUCGUCAUGGCUCUAGCAUCGGUUAUACCCCUUUCUUACUUUAUUGGAAUGGCCGUAGCGUCCAUCUCAGCUCAGUCUUCGAUCGGAAUGGGAGCAGUCAUCAAUGCUACUUUCGGUUCGAUUAUCGAAAUUAUCUUAUAUGCUAUUGCGCUCAUCCAAGGUAAAGGAAGACUGGUAGAAGGAUCGAUAGUAGGAAGUAUCCUAGCUGGUGUACUCCUCAUGCCUGGAGUGUCUAUGUGUUCAGGAGCGUUUAGAAGGAAAGAACAGAAAUUUAAUGCCAAAUCGGCUGGGGUGACUAGUACGAUGUUGAUCAUGGCUAUUAUUGGGACCUUGACGCCUACUAUGUUCUAUCAGACUUAUGGAUCGUUCGAACUCCAUUGUGAAGGUUGUCCGGAACCUGUCGUCCACAACAACAUCUCAGUCAUCCCCGAUAUGGCCCUUGCACCGUUGAGAAAAGGUGAUGUGUGGAUGUGCGAUCAUUGUUACUACGAGCAUCCCGAUCCUCAGAACGACCCGUUCUACCAGGAACAGGUUGAAACGCUCAUGUAUUGCUGUGCUGGUAUCUUGCUAUUCUCCUACCUCAUUGGAUUGUGGUUCUCGCUUCGAACGCACGCUGCGCAGAUUUGGCAGAACCCUCAACAACUCAUGAAAUCCGACGAAGCCAAUGCGAUCCAGGCUAUGCAUCCAGCUGUCAAGGCGACUUUGACUCAAAGAAUCACCCCUCAAGCAGUCAUGCAACACAUCCUACCAUUACAUAAAUCCACCACUGCGAGUCCGGUCCAACCAUCAAGAUCAGCCCAAGGAUCACCCAAAGCAGGAUUCAGUAGAUUACCUAGUCACCUUGGAAUCAAUAAACCACCUACGACUGCAACUGUACCAGAAGAAGGAGAUGAUCACGGGGAACCGAGUGGAGGGCGAUUAUCGUCAAGCACUUUCAAUUUGCCUGCUGGAUAUACACCAUUCUUAGAUUCGGUUAAUAAAGACUUGAAAAAUUCUUCGAACCAUUUAACACCUAUGAGAUUACCUUCUACUCUCACCACGGAAGAUUUCACUAGGGCCGUCGCCGUAGCUACCGUCAGUGCUCUACGACAUCAAGGAUCGAUCAUUGGUAGUGGCGGAUCCCAAGCUGAGGAAAGUGAAGAAGAGGAACAUGGUGGGCAUGAAGCUCCCUCCUGGACUAGGGGAGUAUCGGCGGGUGUCUUAUUGGGAUGCACACUUUUAUAUGCUAUUAUAGCUGAAAUCCUCGUGGACGUGGUCGAUGUGGUACUUCAAGGAUCAGGUAUAGAUGAGAAGUUCUUAGGAUUAACACUGUUUGCGCUGGUACCGAAUACGACGGAAUUCAUGAAUGCCAUGUCCUUCGCUUUGAACGGGAAUAUCGCUUUAUCGAUGGAAAUUGGUUCUGCAUACGCAUUACAAGUCUGUCUACUUCAGAUACCUGCUAUGGUUGCUUUUUCUGCGUUAUACCAACCUGAUAAAAUGGGUGAUGUUGUGGAUACGUUUACGUUGAUAUUCCCUCGAUGGGAUGUUAUAGCUAUCAUUUUAUCUAUUUUCUUGUUGACUUAUACCUAUAUCGAAGCUAGGAGUAAUUAUCAUAGAGGAUCGAUAUUGGUAUUAGCGUAUAUCGUCCUGAUUAUGGGAUUUUACUACGCCCCUGCUAGAUCACAGGGUGAUACGUCCAGUGAUUUGGUUUAUGGACCGGAGAGUCUGAUGGAGUUAGGAGGUGCGGGUUUGAAUGUGGCUCUUACUAAACUCUGGGUGUAG
Kwoniella botswanensis is the source of this 4119-nucleotide messenger RNA. RefSeq names its product calcium/proton exchanger. Gene Ontology annotation, cellular component: endomembrane system; membrane. Bases 1 to 4119 code for a protein of 1372 amino acids. NCBI's taxonomy places the organism in Eukaryota, Fungi, Basidiomycota, Tremellomycetes, Tremellales, Cryptococcaceae. Gene Ontology annotation, molecular function: calcium:proton antiporter activity. Gene Ontology annotation, biological process: calcium ion transmembrane transport; intracellular calcium ion homeostasis. The transcript is spliced from 9 exons. The record is from RefSeq and is a predicted model, not a curated record.